AUGGAAAUUUGGACUAAAGACACAACUCAACAGAGUACUGAUGAAGAUACGAUUAACGAGGAAACAAACCAAAUUCCAUUAAAAAAUGAUACGGAACCAAUAAUUAAAACUGAUUUAGAAAAACGAGUUGAAGACGUAAAAGUAAUACUCGACAAUAUACAAACACAAAAUAAACAAGAUUCAAGUUUAAACUGCCAUAGCACUACAGAUAUUAAAAUCCACGAAGAAAUAAAUCAUUGUAAAAUAGCAGAAGUCCUAAGAGUUAUACCAAUUAUAGAAAAAAAUCUACAAACACUUACUGACAAAGUAUCUUGUCUAUCUGACUUAUUUGAUAUGAAAAAUCUGAAUGCCAAAAUAGUAACGGACCACAAUGCUAUUCCCAACAAUACUAAUACAAUUACUGCUUUAAAGUCUGUAGAUGAAUCGAACAGUAUGAAGGAUACAACAACGCAGAAAAAGAAAAAAACAACAUUAGGAAAAAUUUCCAAAAAGAGCAAGAAAACGCCAAACAACAAACAAAAAGUAAUAAAUAAAAAAAAUAAAACUGAUAAAAAGGAAGAUAAAUCUGAAAUAAAUCCUAUCGAAAUUAUUAAUCAAAAUAAUCAAGUAACAAAUACCGAGAAUUUACCUCAAAGUGUUAAGACAGAUAAUCAAUUGCCCAAUUUAGAUGGUCGAUUAGAAUGCUUAUUUACAAAAAUACAGUCAGCAUUGUCGCAAUUUAAAAUCGAUCAAGAAAAUGAAAAAUCGAAAAUUAUGGUUCACCUAACAGGAUUGGAAAAUAAAAUGAACAGAAACGAAGUGAACAUAGAUAAAUUAAUAUGCAAUGUCAAACAAUUAGGUAAAAAUAACGAAUACGCAGUUAUGACAAGCAAACCAAGUAAUGUGGAAAAAGAAACUAAACAAGAAUUACAAAAAAGUAUAAACGAUAUUAAAAUGUGCAUCGAUUACCUUAUACAACCUGAUAUACCACUAACUCAACAGUGUAUUACUACCGAUGCUCCAAACAUUAACACCAACGUUAACAGCGCGUGUAACUCGAAUCGAUGUGUUUGCAAAUUAAUAGACAAUACUAAUUCUGAUACUUUACAGGUUAUAAAUUCACACCAUGAUAACAAUAAAAUAAAAUACGGUGAUAUAAUUUUAAGCGAGUUUUUAAAAGCAAAAUUAACUUUGGAAAUGAUUAAACGGAGUGAGCAUAGUGAGCAUCAACAAAUAGUGCAUGCAAAUACAUUUUCGAAUCAAAUCGAUGACAAAAAAAAUAGUAAUUUAUCAGUAUGUUUAAAAAAAACAAGCCAUCCGAAAGAUGAUUGUGUCCAAAAAUUAAAUGUAGAACAAAAUAUUAAUCAGUUAACUUUAUGUCCCAAGCAAUCUGUCCAUCAUUUUUUUAAAAACGAUACUAAAUCAAACCAACCAAUUUCAAAGAAAUCAUCUUGUGAAAAAAACCAAAUUUGUGAUUUUCUUUCGUCUCAACCAAUCCCAGAAUGGAUAAGACGGAAUCAGAAUCUCGUUACAUCGGAUAAUUCAUGUGGAACAGACGCCAAAUGCCCGCAAACAAAUUGCAAUUCAUAUGCUAAUAAGUUUUAUAAUAUUGAACGAAUAGUAAAGGAAAGCUGUAGUAAUAAUAACACAGACGGUAUAGUUUACGAAAUUACACAAAAACAAAAUAUUCCAGAAGAUAAUAAGGACCACACUUUCAAAGAACACAAUUUAGUACCAUGUAAUAGUCUAAACAAAAAUCCUUGGACCGUGUAA
Melanaphis sacchari is the source of this 1752-nucleotide messenger RNA. RefSeq lists its product as uncharacterized. The record is from RefSeq and is a predicted model, not a curated record. NCBI's taxonomy places the organism in Eukaryota, Metazoa, Arthropoda, Insecta, Hemiptera, Aphididae. The transcript is spliced from 3 exons. The coding region runs from base 1 to 1752 and encodes 583 amino acids.